Pseudomassariella vexata is the source of this 468-nucleotide messenger RNA. RefSeq lists its product as uncharacterized. The transcript has 2 exons. Bases 1 to 468 code for a protein of 155 amino acids. Lineage: Eukaryota; Fungi; Ascomycota; Sordariomycetes; Amphisphaeriales; Pseudomassariaceae. The record is from RefSeq and is a predicted model, not a curated record.
AUGAAGUUCCUUCAAGUCUCUCUGUUUGUGGGUCUAGCAUUGGCUGUCUCCGAGGUCUUCGCACAGUCUACUGCUGAGGCCGCCCUUGCUGCCAGCAACGGCACCGCCUAUGCAGCCGCCGAGCCCAGCAACAUCAGCAUUGACCCAAGCAACAUCCAAGAGAGCCUUGCACAUAACAUAAAUGGGCUCAUACUCGGCACGGGAAUCUGCAACUUCGACGCAAACAUCCUCUCCAACGUCGGUGUUGCCCAGCAGAUCCAGCUGCUUUCGCAACUGCAGCAGCUUGCACAGCUCCAGCAGCUUGGUCUUGUCAGCGCUGUCUCCGUCGACCAGCUGAUUCAGCAGGAGAUUCUGGUCAACAACUUCAAUCUCAGCAUUGUCAAGCGCAAGGUCAAUGAAGUUGUUCGUCAGAACUCCCGAAAGAAGCGCAGUACUACCCGCAAGCGAAAAUGUGCCACCAAGCCAUAA